CAUCCUACUGUCCUUUCACCAUCGCCUAACUCCAAGGGUAGGGGGUGUGCAUAGGCAGAAAAUAACGUCUGCUUAAAACUUUCUUUAGUGAAAGUUCAUAGUCACUCUUUUUUGUGUUUUUAAUUUCUUUUCACUCGCAUAUUGAAAUCGUGUUGAGGCAUUUUUCCAUCCUCGAUUUAUAUUAGUAACAUUAAAGGCAACGUAACUUCACCCAAGAUGAUCGACACAGUGACGGGACCCGCACAGCCCUUCGCAGUGCAGCUGAAGGCCCUGACGGAUCUGGAGGGCCGGUACCAACCCAAGCUGAGCGGCUUGAGGUUCAUCGAGAUCUCCCAGGACAACGGUCUCAGGAUGACCACCAGACUGAGGGAGCUGGAAGUGAAGGACCUGCUCUCUCUGACCAGGUUCUUUGGUUUUAGCUCCGAGACCUUCUCACUGGCCAUCAGCUUGUUGGACCGAUUCCUUUCCUUGAUGAAGAUUCAACCAAAGCACCUGUCCUGCGUGGGCCUCAGCUGCUUCUACAUUGCCGUGAAGUCUGCAGAGGAGGAGAAGAACGUGCCUCUGGCCAACGAACUGAUCCGCAUCAGUCAGAAUCGCUUUACGGUGUCUGACAUGAUGAGGAUGGAGAAGAUCAUCAUGGAGAAGCUCUACUGGAAGGUGAAGGCCCCCACAGCCCUCCGCUUUCUCCGCCUCUUUCACAGCCACGUCCAGAGGCAGCUCGACGCUGAGAGCAAGAAGAUACUGAGCCUUGAAAGACUGGAGGCUCAACUGAAGGCAUGUCAUUGCUCAUUUGUCUUCUCCAAAAUAAAGCCAUCUCUGCUCGCAAUGGCGCUGCUGUGUUACGAGGCCCAGGAACAACAUGACCCUGAGCACACUGACAAAAUAUCAGAGGCCCUGAAAGGUCUGCAGCAGCAGCUGAAUUUCAGAGACGGCGACCUGGUCUGCGUGCGGGAGUUGGUCGGGAAAUGCCUGGCUGAAUAUGCCAGUGCCCGGUGCUCCAAGCCAAACGGCCAGAGGCUUCGCUGGACUAUUUCGGGAAGGACCGCGCGUCAGCUGAAGCACAGCUACUACAAGAUCACUCAUCUUCCCACCAUACCCGAGUCAGCUUGUUAAUCUGGGGGGGCGUGAACAUGUAGCUCCAGUUAUUUUCUUUACAGAUCUUCAUCGGCGAUGAUGGAUUUCUUUAAAGAAAAGCAAAAAAAGAAAAACUUCUAAUUGACUCAACUUUGUUUACCAUCUUACAUUUAUCUUUAAUCUGCCCCAACGUCAGAAAGGUCCAACUACCACCAUCCCAAGUGUUCCUCUCCUGGUUAAAUGUGGCUUGCUAAAGUGUACACUAUGAUCUCGAUAAAAUCCGUACCAAGGUGUUUGGUAUUUCCUGGAACGGGUUGCUGGUUUUAAGCUAUUAAGUAAAUAACCACCUAGGUCCUCAGUCCACUAUGUGGAAGGGGAGGGAGAAGGAUUUUGUGAAUAUCAAAAAAUGGAACCAAGAAAUCGGGCCCAAAAUCCUUAACUCCCACCCUAGGUUGCUAAACUGUCCUGAUUGCACACUCCUACCCAAGGUGAUGAUUUUUUGUUUUUAUUUUGUUACGGAGAAGGAGCGCUGGUUUACUCCAGCGAAGUGAGGCUAUUGACUAUCCCGUCAAUCAUGGCUGACCACACAGUUUGAGCCAAAAUGCCAGUGGUUACAGAUGAGUGGUUUUCAAACCAAUUCUUGAUUUGAUAAAAGUUAAGUACGACAUGUAUUAAUUGAUUUUAGUUGUCAAUUAGGAAGCAAAUAUAAAAAAAAAAGCUUGUUGCAGUGGACAUGUGGAUUGCAAUUUGUUGCAUUUUUUUUGGUCAGAUUCCCUGUUUAGCAGAAGUUUCUUUUAGUGACAUAAAAUGUGUUUCCAAAUUUAAAUCGGCUGAUUGAAUACACCAUCUCGUUAAUCUAUGUUCUUGUACCUUUCAAUAAAACUUUAUUGAAAAGCUA
Messenger RNA from Pungitius pungitius (ninespine stickleback), 1972 nucleotides. It is a transcript of the gene ccng1, whose product is annotated as cyclin G1. The record is from RefSeq and is a predicted model, not a curated record. Gene Ontology annotation, molecular function: cyclin-dependent protein serine/threonine kinase regulator activity. Lineage: Eukaryota; Metazoa; Chordata; Actinopteri; Perciformes; Gasterosteidae. Gene Ontology annotation, cellular component: cytoplasm; cyclin-dependent protein kinase holoenzyme complex; nucleus. The coding region runs from base 217 to 1113 and encodes 298 amino acids. The transcript is spliced from 6 exons. Gene Ontology annotation, biological process: mitotic cell cycle phase transition; regulation of cyclin-dependent protein serine/threonine kinase activity.